Molecule: messenger RNA, 1584 nt
Organism: Macadamia integrifolia
Lineage: Eukaryota; Viridiplantae; Streptophyta; Magnoliopsida; Proteales; Proteaceae
Product: vacuolar-processing enzyme-like
Exons: 9
Coding region: 117-1463 (448 amino acids)
Biological process (GO): vacuolar protein processing
Molecular function (GO): cysteine-type endopeptidase activity
Source: RefSeq, a predicted model, not a curated record
GAGCUGAGCUAACCCCUUCUUCUUCCAUUCUCUUCCACCGGCAACGAUGAUUUGCUUUUCACCGGAGUUAUUAUCUUACACUUACUCUCAAGCUGCCGUCGACGGUGACUGAAUUCAUGGGUCGCAGUGGCAACAACGAGGAUGAUGAUUCCGUGGGUACGAGAUGGGCUGUCCUCGUUGCUGGUUCUAAUGGUUACGAUAAUUACCUUCAACAGGCUGAUGUAUGUCAUGUCUACCAAAUCUUGAGAAAAGGUGGAUUAAAAGAUGAAAACAUUAUUGUUUUCAUGUAUGAUGAUAUUGCUUCAAAUGAGGAGAACCCUAGACCAGGCAUCAUCAUUAAUAACCCACGUGGUGAUGACAUUUAUAAAGGAGUUCCAAAGGAUUAUACCGGAGAUAAUGUUACUGUUGACAACUUUUUUGCUGUUCUCCUUGGAAACAAAACUUCCCUUAGGGGGGGUAGUGGAAAGGUUGUGGACAGUGGUCCAGAUGACCAUAUUUUUGUUUUCUAUAUUGACCAUGGUGGUCCUGGGAUGCUUGAAAUGCCUACUGGUGUGCUCUUUGCAAAAGAUCUAAUAGAUGUGUUAAAGAAAAAGCAUGCUUCAGGGACAUAUAAGAGUUUGGUUUUCUAUGUUGAAGCCUGUGAAUCUGGGAUUAUUUUUGAGGGCCUUUUACAUGAAGGAUUAAAUAUCUAUGCAACAACGGCAUCAAGUGCUACAGAGGACAGUCAUGCAACCUACUGUCCUUACACUCUUCCUCCUCCUCCUCCAGAAUAUGAUAUAUGUUUGGGUGACAUGUACAGUGUUGCUUGGAUGGAAGAUAGUGAGAAACACAAUUUGAGGAAUGAAUCUCUGAUGCAGCAGUAUCAGUGGGUGAAAACAAGGACAGCGAAUAAUGGUUCUUAUCUUGGCUCACAUGUUCAGCAAUAUGGGGAUUUAAGUCUUAGUAAGGAGCACCUCUUUCUAUAUAUGGGUUCAAAUCCCAUAAAUGAUAAUUCAAGCUUCAUAGAAGAAAACUCUGCGCCAUCUUUUUCAAUGUCUGUUAACCAACGGGAUGCAGAUCUUCUUCAUUUCUGGCACAAGUUCACUAAAGCUCCAGAAGGCUCUCCCGAGAAACUUGUAGCUCAGAAGCAGUUUGUUGAUGCAAUGUCUCAUAGGAUGCACAUAGACCAGAGUAUUAAACUCAUUGGAGAGCUUUUGUUUGGAAUUGAGAAAGGUCCAGAGGUACUGAAUGCUGUUCGUCCCACAGGACACCCCCUUGUGGAUGAUUGGGAUUGCCUUAAGACAAUGGUGAGGACUUUUGAGGUACACUGUCGAUCUUUAUCCCAGUAUGGAAGGAAAUACAUGCGCUCCCUUGCUAAUAUCUGUAAUGCGGGUAUAAAGGAGCUGCAGAUGGCUGAGGCCUCAGCCCAAGCUUGUGUCAGUAUGCCCUCCAAUCCUUGGAGUUCGCUUCAUAAUGGAUUAUAGAUAUUUUACUGGAAUUGUAUGGAGCCAUUUUUAAUACAUCUUAGAACAUAUAAAGGGCUGGUCUGUAAUAAACUAUGUAAGAUGUUAUUAAUGUUCAUAAAUGAAGGUUAUGUUUGUGCAA